AUGAGCGCCGCAGAAGUCAACGCACCCGCGACCACGGACCUGCCCUCGGGUGACCCCGUACCGUCCGGGCCUCCGGUCCCCGUGUCCAAGCCACCUCCUCCUGCUCCUCGGCCGUUCCCCAUCAAAGACGUGAUCAAGGCGGCGCCCUCGAACGCGGACGCCUUCCUGGCGCACCUGCAGCGGUGCCUGCAGACCCCCUCGGGCAUCGACACGACGCUGCUGUUCGUGUGCUACGCCGCCCGCCUCGCCGCCUCCCUCCUCGAGCACUCGGCCCGCCCCGCCGUCCAGCGCUCCGCCCAGCAGCUCCUCGCCCUCGCCGCCAGCCUGCCCCCCUCCGCCACCCUCGUCUUCACCGCCAAGGCCCUCCCCGGCCGCGGCGCCGCCCUCGCCCUCUCCCUCGCCAAGCGCCUGCGCGCCCUGAGCGCCACCAUCGCCGACGCCAGGACCUUCCUCCGCCUGUGGGGCCUGCUGAACAUGUACUUCUGGCUCAGGAGGCUGCUGCUAGCGGCGAGGAAGCAGGGGGCGGAGGAGAAGAAGAGCCCGGAGGAAGAGAAGAAGCCCGACCGGCUCGAGACCGCCAUCUCCUGGUUCCAGCUGUCCACGUGCGUCGUCUUCCAAGCGCUCGAGAACGGCGCGUACCUCUCGUCCAAGGGCGUGCUGGGGUGGUCGAGGACGGCGCAGCGGCGCGCGUCGCUCUGGAGCGCGCGGUUCUGGGCGGCGUUCGUGGCGGCGGAGCUCGGGCGGCUCGCGUACGAGAGCGGGAAGCGGGGGCGGCGCACGCGCGCGGAGAAGUUCGCCGGCGGCGCCAAGACGGCCGCCGAGGUCCAGGCCGAGGAGGCCGAGUGGUCGGCGACCUGGCGCAAGGCGCUGCUCCGCAACCUCGCCUGGGCCCCGCUCACGCUCCACUGGAGCUCCGAGGCCGGGCUGCUCGGCGAGACGGCGGUCGGCGCGCUCGCUUGCGUGCCGGGGGUGGUGCAGAUGCGGGAUCUGUGGAGGAAGACGGCAGAAUAA
This is a messenger RNA of Daldinia caldariorum, 1011 nucleotides long. RefSeq lists its product as uncharacterized. Bases 1 to 1011 code for a protein of 336 amino acids. Lineage: Eukaryota; Fungi; Ascomycota; Sordariomycetes; Xylariales; Hypoxylaceae. The record is from RefSeq and is a predicted model, not a curated record. The transcript has a single exon.